AAACGAUUGUACUUCAUAAUAAACAACGAAAAAUAGAUUUAAAAAAUUUAAUUCCAUUCAAAAUUAUUUCGAUAUGGAUAAAGUACGAACGUUAAUUUUGCCAUUUUGGCGUCCAAUAAUGCGUACAACCCGUAAUUAUUGCAACGAUAAAAAAUUGAAGAAUCUUGUGACCUUCCCAGAGAUAACAAUUGGUCAGGGCAAGCUUAAAUAUAUUAUCGCCAAGGUUUUCGUUCAUGACGAAUCGGAACAAUCCAAAAUAGUUAUACGUGGUGUACCCCGUGUCAAAUACCAUUUUGAUGUUUAUGAUCAAUUGCAGAAGGAAGCCAGUGCGCAGGAUCUCUGCACAGAGUGUUUAGGUGGUGGCCAAAUGGUUCACGAUAAUGACAAGAAAUAUAUCAAAAUCUAUGGCCGAUUGCAAAGGUUGGGCAAAGCAGAUCAUCUGGAGACCAGAGAAAUUUUACGUGCAAAUAGUCAAUAUGCUGCUUAUAAUAUUGAUGCCGAAUCUAUCGGAAUGGAUAUAUAAAGUGAUAUUUCUUAAACGCAGUAAUCGAGCAUGUCUAGCACAAAUUUUAGCACUACUUUCUAAAUUAAUUAUUCGUCCUCGAUUUUGUAAUUCAAUUGACAGACAUAAAAUAAAAAUAGUGACAAGAUUGUCAAUACCCUACUAGAA
Messenger RNA from Drosophila grimshawi, 670 nucleotides. RefSeq names its product sex-regulated protein janus-B. Gene Ontology annotation, cellular component: cytosol. The coding region runs from base 74 to 523 and encodes 149 amino acids. Gene Ontology annotation, biological process: peptidyl-histidine dephosphorylation. The record is from RefSeq and is a predicted model, not a curated record. The transcript has 3 exons. Lineage: Eukaryota; Metazoa; Arthropoda; Insecta; Diptera; Drosophilidae. Gene Ontology annotation, molecular function: protein histidine phosphatase activity.